Molecule: messenger RNA, 1137 nt
Organism: Mesorhabditis spiculigera
Lineage: Eukaryota; Metazoa; Nematoda; Chromadorea; Rhabditida; Rhabditidae
Source: the annotation of a GenBank genome assembly
AUGGGCGAGGAAGAAAACGUCGCGGCCAAGUUCCCAGUGGGGAAGCGCUUCGGCGACUACAGCAUCGUCAAGAAGUUGGACGAGGGCGGCUUCGGGCAGGUCUAUCUCGUCGAGCAUCGCAAGGAACCAGGAAAACUCGCAGCCCUCAAAGCCGAGCCGAACGAUGUCGAGGGAGGAUCGGCGAUCAAGCUCGAGAUCUCUGUGCUGAAAGGCCUCAACAAGGACCACGCCCAAGCCCACAUCCCCCUCGUACUCCAUGCCGCCAAACACCAGAAAUAUUCGUACAUGAUCAUGACGCUGCUCGGCGACAACCUCAAAAAUCUCAAGCUUUCCUGCCCGAACGAAUUGAUGUCCCCGUCAUCGUGGUCGCGGAUCAUGGUGCAGUGCGUGGUGGCGAUCAAGACGGUGCAUGACUACGGCUUCGUCCACCGCGACAUCAAGCCCAACAACUUUGUGCUCGGUCACAAGGACGAUCUGGAGAGAUGUCGCAUGGUGCACAUCCUGGACUUUGGGCUGUCGCGUGCCUUCGCCUUCCGGUCGCUGAAAGACCCGACGCGAUGGGUGGCGAGAAGGGCUCGCGGUUCGGCCGAAUUUCGCGGCACUCUCCGAUACUGCAGCCCGGCUGUGCACGAAAAGCAGGAGCAGGGCCGCAAAGACGACCUCUGGAGUCUGUUCUACGUGCUAAUCGAGAUGCAUUGCGGAUUGCCCUGGCAGACCACCCGCGACAAGGACAAGAUCGAGACGAUGAAGCUGCACAUCAGCGACGAGACGCUCUGCCUCAACCUGCCGAAAGAAAUGCUACCAGUCAUCCCCUAUCUGCGCACGCUCGACUGCUACAACCGGCCGGACUAUGCUAUCUUUUUGGAUGCUCUCCUCGGGGUGAUGAAAAGCCGCAAAGUGAAGUGGAACGACAUGUACGACUGGGAGAAGAAGGAGAAACUACAGGCCAAGGUUAAGCAGGCCCUCGAAUACGCGGCCAAGAAUCCGCCACCGUGGGAGGACGCGUCGGCCACGAUCAAAAAGGACCCGCUUGGCAUUGACAAGGCGCCGUCUCCGGAAGACGAGGAAUGGCGUCAGGCCGCCACCGAAGAGCUGUCAAAGAUUGCCAAGUCGGCCACCAUUCCCCGCUCGACCAAG